AUGGAACUGGUGCAUCUUUGCUUGCUUUGUAAAUGGGCGAUCCACUACAUGACACAUAAAGCAGCUAUUCAAGGGUUUGUUUCCAAGCUUGUGCUGUUUACACUUGAGAAUUCUCUUCUUCUCAGGUUCUACUACUACACAGCAGGCAGUGGUGGUGCUGGUCCAACCAUAUUGGCUACUAGUUUCUUACUUCUUGGUGAGGAGGUUAUUGCAUAUAACAAAGGAGAAAAGAUGAAACUAAAGCCAUAUAGUGGAAUGCUCAACAUUGACUUUGGAAAGGGGAUUGGAAAGCGAGAUGUUUACCUAUUAAAUUUACCAGAAGUCCGAAGUGCUCAUGAUGUCCUGGGAAUACCAACAGUCAGUGCUCGAUUUGGAACUGCUCCAUUCUUCUGGAAUUGGGGAAUGUCAGCCAUGACAAGGCUUCUUCCUCCAGAAUUUCUGAAGGACAGAACCAAAGUCCAACAGUUGGUUCAGUUGUUUGACCCUCUAGUCCGAGCAGUUGAUGGGAUUGCUGGAGAGCGUGUUUCUAUGAGGGUUGAUUUGGAGUGCACGGAUGGGCGCAAUACACUUGGUUUAUUUAGUCACCGGAAACUCUCUGUUUCUGUGGGAAAUGCAGCUGCUGCUUUUGCUCUUGCACUUCUCGAAGGGAGCACACAACCUGGGGUCUGGUUUCCCGAAGAGCCUGAAGGAAUUUCAAUUGAGGCAAGAGAAAUUCUUCUUAAUCGCGCUACAGAAGGAACGAUAAAUUUUAUAAUGAACAAGCCACCUUGGAUGGUGGAAACAGACCCAAAAGAGCUUGGAUUAGGAAUAUACGUGUGA
Messenger RNA from Dovyalis caffra, 819 nucleotides. NCBI's taxonomy places the organism in Eukaryota, Viridiplantae, Streptophyta, Magnoliopsida, Malpighiales, Salicaceae. The record is from the annotation of a GenBank genome assembly.